UGAUUUCUGCCCAAAAGCCCUUUCUAAACCCACAGAUAGGGAAGCACAGGGGAAAGCCAUGUUUGGGAGGCAGCUGGUGUCCAUUCUCAGGAGGAACAAGCUUCAAAAUUGCUUUUUCAAUGAAUCUUCUUCUAGGGUUUUGAAUGGACGGCCCAGAUUAUUUUCUUCUGAACUUGGUGGUAGUUCUGGCGCACAAAGAAACGCCUUGUAUGGCUUCAGAUCGUUGAUCAAGGAUUUUCAUAAACCAUGGUUGAGGAAUAUGUCCACCACUGCAACUGCUACUGUGGAGAAUAAGGAGGGAUUGAAAUUUCUAGUAACUGCAGGGCCCCGUGCUCAGAAAAUGGUUGGGAUAUGGCUUUUUGGUUCUGCUGCAUGGGUGUUUAGUAUGGUCGUACUUGGCGGUGUUACACGACUGACCCGAUCUGGUCUUUCAAUGACCGACUGGAAAUUCACUGGUAACCUCCCUCCCCUAUCAGAUGAGGACUGGUUGGCUGAGUUUGAGAAAUAUAAGCAAUCUCCCGAGUACAAGCGUGUAAACAAAGGGAUGAGUAUUGAAGAUUUUAAAUUCAUAUAUUGGAUGGAGUAUGCACAUCGUAUGUGGGGAAGGGCAUUGGGUAUCAUGUUUGCUCUGCCAUUUUCAUAUUUUCUUCAUAAGGGAUACAUUACCUUGCAACUUGGACUGAGACUCUCUGCUCUCUUUGGCCUUGGUGCUGGGCAGGGACUAAUUGGGUGGUGGAUGGUUAAAAGUGGUUUGGAGGAGCCAGCAUCUGAAUAUGCUCAGCCAAGAGUAAGCCCUUAUCGUCUCACGGCUCAUCUUACUUCAGCAUUUGUUAUUUACUGCGGCCUUCUCUGGACCGCUCUUUCUGUUGUUAUGCCUGAACCACCUGCUGAAUCAGUAGCUUGGGUUCGUGGGGCUGCAAAAGUUAAGAGGCUCGCCCUUCCUAUAAGCAUCCUUGUCGGCAUUACUGCUGUUUCAGGAGCAUUUGUUGCAGGAAAUGAUGCCGGCCAUGCAUAUAAUACUUUUCCCAAGAUGGGUGACAAUUGGAUUCCAGAUGAUAUUUUUAGCAUGGAGCCAUUCAUACGCAACUUCUUCGAGAAUACAUCAACAGUGCAGCUUGACCACCGUAUCCUUGCGACUGCAACAUUAAUGUCGAUUGGCAUUUUGUGGUGGUCAACAAGAAAAUUGGACAUACAUCCAGCAGUACGAUUUUUAAUUGGAAACACCAUUGGCAUGGCUGCUCUUCAGGUCACUUUAGGGAUAUCAACUCUCCUAUCAUAUGUACCUGUUUCACUCGGCACUGCACAUCAGGCUGGAGCUUUAACUCUUUUGUCGCUUAUGGUCCUCCUUAAUCACACUGUACGGAGGCCAUCAAUGUCCCUUCUCAAAUCUCUGCCUCCGCUCACAAGGACACCUUGAUCAUUUUAGGUUUUGAUUUUGGAUUGAAUGUCAGGCAUUUGAAUUGUCAUAUUAUUAUUUUUAACCUCUGGUUUUUCAAGAUCAGGCUCCAUUUUUCCUAAUAAUUGAGGGGAAAUUUGUUAAUGAAGGUUGACCUUCAUUUGCACUCAGGAAGCCUUUACAAGAAUAACAAAGCUGUAGCUCUAUGUAAGGCCAUUUAUCCAUUAUCAAUUCAGUAAUUCGUCCUUUAAUUA
Vitis riparia (riverbank grape) is the source of this 1650-nucleotide messenger RNA. Its product is annotated as cytochrome c oxidase assembly protein COX15. Gene Ontology annotation, cellular component: mitochondrial inner membrane. Gene Ontology annotation, molecular function: oxidoreductase activity, acting on NAD(P)H, heme protein as acceptor. Gene Ontology annotation, biological process: heme A biosynthetic process. The transcript has 7 exons. The record is from RefSeq and is a predicted model, not a curated record. Bases 59 to 1417 code for a protein of 452 amino acids. NCBI's taxonomy places the organism in Eukaryota, Viridiplantae, Streptophyta, Magnoliopsida, Vitales, Vitaceae.